Molecule: messenger RNA, 986 nt
Organism: Penicilliopsis zonata CBS 506.65
Lineage: Eukaryota; Fungi; Ascomycota; Eurotiomycetes; Eurotiales; Aspergillaceae
Exons: 1
Coding region: 27-815 (262 amino acids)
Source: RefSeq, a predicted model, not a curated record
AAACCUCAUCAAAUAUCAAUAUCAAAAUGAUUCUCGACCACAUCGUCAUCCUCGUCUCCUACGACGACCUGCAGGCCAUCUCCGCCCGCAUCUCGCCGCAGCUCACCCUCGCCCCCGGCGGGAAACACGCCGACGGCCUCACGGCCAACAAACUGGUCCUGCUCCCCGACGGCGUCUACCUCGAGUUCAUCGCCUUCUUCCCCGACGCAGACCCGGCCGAGCGCGCCGCCCACCGCUGGGGUUGCCUGCCGGAGAACAGCAUCAUCGACUGGGCGCUGACGGCGACGGGCGAGCGAGACGGCGAAGGCGACUUUGAAGCUUCUCGCGAGCGUCUGCGCGCCGUCGCCUCCGACAUCGGCGUGCAGUACCAGGACCUCGUCCCCGGCGGCCGCGUCAAACCCAACGGCACCGUCUUGAAAUGGGCCGUCAGCCAGGCCUUCAAUAAACACCAACAGCCUCUUCACCCGGGCCUGCUGCCCUUCUGGUGUCUCGACCGCACCCCGCGCGAGUUCCGCGUCCCCUACGCCACAGAUGAAGCCCAUCUCACCACCCAUCCCAGCGGGGUGCGCGGUGUCGCUGCCGUCUCCGUCCAGGUGCCUGCCCAGGACUUCCACACCGUCAAAGCCGCCUACGACGCCGUCUUCGGCCCGGCCUCGGCGGACGGCUCGUGGCCGUAUACCGUUCCCGCUGCCUCGGGCGGGAGGCAUACCGUCUCCCUCUCGCAGACGGAGGGCCCGCGGUCUAUCCAGCUGGUGCUGGAGGGGCCUGGCGGUACUGUCGAGCUCUUGCCGGGUGUUUUGACGCGUGUGGAGUAGAAUAGUAUAACUAGCAUGUUAGAUACAACUAUAUAUAUUAGAAUAAACCUUUCUAUAGUCAUGAAGUAUCUCAGUCAAUUCUACCUAAAUGAAAUGAAAUGGCCAAGUCAUUGAUAUAGGUGUAUGAAGCUGUGUUGAUAAUAACUAUUUAUUAUAUAUAGUGCUCCAGCA